AUGCUCCCGGCUGUUGAGGCCGCCAAAAUCUACCACACCAACUACGUGCGUAACGCCCGGGCCGUGGGGGUGCUGUGGCAGGUGUUCACCAUCACCUUCGCCGUCAUCACCGUGGUGGUGUUCAUACAGCCCUACUGGAUCGGGGACAGCGUGCACACGCCGCAGGCCGGAUACUUUGGCCUCUUCCACUACUGCAUCGGGAACGCGCUCACCUCGGAGCUCACCUGCAAAGGGAGCGCGAUGGACUUCGGCUCCAUCCCGUCCGGUGCCUUCAAGACCGCCAUGUUCUUCGUGGGGAUCUCCAUGCUGCUGGUGGUGGGCAGCAUCGUCUGCUUCAGCCUCUUCUUCUUCUGCAAUGCAGGGAGCGUCUACAAGAUCUGCGCCUGGAUGCAGCUGGCCUCCAGCACGUGCAUGGUGAUUGGCUGCAUGAUCUAUCCUGACGGCUGGGACUCGGAAGCGGUGAAGCGCAUGUGUGGCCAGCGGACCGACAAAUACACUCUGGGCAACUGCACGGUGCGCUGGGCCUACAUCCUGGCCAUCAUCAGCAUCAUGGACUCCCUCAUCCUCUCCUUCCUGGCCUUCAGCCUGGGCAGCCGGCAAGACAAGCUGCUGCCAGAGGACUUCCAGGUGGAGGGGAAAGAUAAUGCCUAGGCCCCCUGUGGACACCGGAGGGAAGAGAUGGACGAGACUUCAUGAGGAGCGCUACGGACCCGAGAUUCACACGUACUGCAAGGCUUCAGGACAGUUAAUUACAAUCUUUAAAUAACUCGCCAUAAAACGUUCACCCUGUCCUUAACAUUGUGACAUCUUAUUAACUGACUUUGAAAACAUGCGAGGAGUCACUGUCCACCUCAUGACUUCAUGUUUUGUUAGUUGAUUGCUACUGUAUUUUUAGACUAAAACAAGGGAGAGUUAGUGCUGUAGAUUUUUUGCUACAGCUCCUUUUUACUUUGGAGAGAAUAGUUAUACAUUUUAUACAAACUCUUACAACUGACACCAUUCAAAUUAAAUAUGUUCAUCAUUUGACAUGCAAACUAAUAACCGUGGCGUAUUUAAAGAACCAUUGGGAGUUCUUUUAUGGGCCCCUUGUGCUAAGAGUGCAUGGUAAACUACUAAUGCUUUAGUCCUAUUGGUAAUGGUGCACUUCAGCCUAUAGUGGCAGAAAUUAGUGUUACCGCAACACGCUAAAAGUAUCCAUAACAAAAUCACCUGUUCACACCGCUUUGACAUAAGAGCAACAUCAGAAAACUCAUACUUUCUGGAUUAGGCUGGACAUCCUAAUAAAAUAUUCUCCAAACAGUUCUCUAAAUAAACUUGGGUCAUGGAUCUGUUAUUGCUUUACUGUAUGGUCCCCCAUUAGAUUCCUAAUGACGUGUGUUAAUACAGACUUCACGGGGAUGUAUGUCCUUGUGUGUUUAUGUGUUUCAGAGAACAGGAACACUGCAGUGGUGAAUUAUGAGGAAGAUAAAAGCUAGUUAAUUUUGAAAAAUGUUUAUUAAUAUUACCUAGAGAAAAUGAACAAAAGAAGAGCAGUCAUGGACAGAAGUAGGAGACUUUGUAGAAAAACAAGCAAACAUGGGCUUAAGAAGCUUCAAAGCAUUACUACACCAUUAGUUUUUAGUACAAUCUUCUGUUUUCAAAUCAAACACCUCCAUGUGCGGCUGAAACCCUAAAAACAAAGCUUUCGUUCCUCGAGACAUUUUCAAAAAGUGUAAAAGAAAUAGCUUAACUCUUUAGUUUGUGUCUUUAAUAUACAGAGCAGAGAGGGAGAGACUAAAGGAAGACUCUUUGGUGCACUGCACUUGUAGUUUGAUUUGACUGUAAAGGGGGAAUAUUAUAUUAAGCCUUUCUUAACAGGCAAAAUAUGAUGGAGGUAUAAAAAGAGCAUGAAGGUGUCGUCUUGUGCAUGAUGUAGGAAAGGAAUCUGGAUGUUUUUCCAUGCUAUUUUGUAUACAAGGGUUUUUUAAGACAACAUAAGA
Molecule: messenger RNA, 1979 nt
Organism: Trematomus bernacchii (emerald rockcod)
Lineage: Eukaryota; Metazoa; Chordata; Actinopteri; Perciformes; Nototheniidae
Gene: lhfpl5a
Product: LHFPL tetraspan subfamily member 5a
Exons: 3
Coding region: 1-651 (216 amino acids)
Biological process (GO): detection of mechanical stimulus involved in sensory perception; sensory perception of sound
Cellular component (GO): plasma membrane
Source: RefSeq, a predicted model, not a curated record